This is a messenger RNA of Strongylus vulgaris, 429 nucleotides long. Lineage: Eukaryota; Metazoa; Nematoda; Chromadorea; Rhabditida; Strongylidae. The record is from the annotation of a GenBank genome assembly.
AUGACCACAAUUUUUCGCCGCGAAAAGCGCCAGGCAGCCAGAGCACGUCCUAAGCACGAUAUUUGGGGGAAAACGGUCUAUUUCUACUUUGAUCCAUUUUAUACUAGCGACAACUUGAAGAAGGAGUUCAAUUAUGCAAGAGAGGCUUGGGAAAAGGAUACAUGCGUUAACUUUACUGAGAUUAAGCAAAAGGGCGAAGAACGUCUCUUUGCUGCUCCAUACGGUGGUGAAAUUGAGGUUUACCGUUCAGCUAACGCAAAUUGUACAGCGGAAAAUCUUACCGCGAGCAUGAAGCUGAAGCUAGUUAUCGAAGCUAAAGAUUUCCUUCUUGUAACACAACAAGAGAACGUUUGUGAGUCUCACGUUGGCAAGCUGGGAGGGGAGCAGCCACUAAUCCUUGGAAAAGGCUGUGAAAGCUUUGGUCACAUU